AUGGACGUGUUAGCGAAUUACAGUAUCUUUCAGGAACUCCAGCUUGUGCAUGACACUGGCUACUUCUCUGCGAUGCCAUCGCUGGAGGAGAACUGGCAGCAGACAUGUCUGGAGCUUGAGCGAUAUCUACAGACGGAGCCCAAGAGGCUCUCGGAGCUCUUUGACGAGGAGCUGGACUGCCUUCUCACGCCGGCCUACAUGAAGGGCGAGAGUGAUGAGGACUUGAUGGAUCCCCUCCUACCAAGUCUCCCUGACCAGCCUAGCCCUCCUCCACUCCUCGUGUCCCUUCCCAAAGCCUUUCACGCCCCCAGCAGCACCGCUAAGAGCCCGGAAUCAGGGGCGAAGGAAGGGUCUGGCGGAGUGAACCCUGCCCAACUGAGCGCCGUCACCUCCCUCACGCCGCCCUCCUCGCCCGAGUUGGGCCGUCACCUCGUCAAGCCCACGCAGACUCUGACCGCCACGGCCGAUGGGACGCUCACGCUCAAGCUAGUGGCCAAGAAAGUGGGACUGGGAGCAGCCAAGCUGGUGGCCACCACACACGCACUUCCUUCACCACCCAGUCGAGGGGCACAGAGCGACGGGGAGCAAAGCGGACCAGGGAUGAUGAGCGGUGGGGAUAUCCCUGAGAACAAGAAGAGGGUCCAUCGCUGCCAGUUCAACGGCUGCAGAAAGGUUUACACCAAGAGCUCCCAUCUGAAAGCGCAUCAGAGGACUCACACAGGUGAGAAGCCCUACAAAUGUUCCUGGGAAGGAUGUGAAUGGCGUUUUGCCCGAAGUGAUGAGCUGACGAGGCACUAUCGCAAACACACUGGAGCAAAGCCCUUCAAAUGCAACCACUGCGACAGGUGUUUCUCUAGGUCUGAUCACUUGGCUCUGCACAUGAAGAGGCACAUCUGAGGAGGUGGAGAGAUGGAGUGAAUGAAGGAGAGAGAGAGAGAGAGAGAGAUGGAGAGAGUGAUGAGGAACAAGCAGGUCUGAGAAGAACAUCUACGUUGGUGUCAGAGAGCAGAAUCCAGAGGAGGCCUCCAAUGGAGAAUUUGAAAGAGAAGGAAGGCACUUAUGGGGUCAAAAAAACGGUGCUCUCUAGAGGAACAGACCAAACAAGAUGGGAUAUUACACAGACAGAGCUGUUGCAUCUUUUUCAAUGACACAUACUUCUGGA
Messenger RNA from Chanos chanos (milkfish), 1162 nucleotides. RefSeq names its product Kruppel like factor 7b (gene klf7b). The record is from RefSeq and is a predicted model, not a curated record. NCBI's taxonomy places the organism in Eukaryota, Metazoa, Chordata, Actinopteri, Gonorynchiformes, Chanidae. Gene Ontology annotation, molecular function: RNA polymerase II cis-regulatory region sequence-specific DNA binding; DNA-binding transcription factor activity, RNA polymerase II-specific. Gene Ontology annotation, biological process: regulation of transcription by RNA polymerase II. The coding region runs from base 1 to 897 and encodes 298 amino acids. The transcript has 4 exons.